UAGCCCUAAUUUUUAGUUUGAUUUCAGUCCCCUUUCUCUGCAACUCAUCUCUCUCUGUAUCUCUGUGGGUGUCAGAUUCAAGGUUCUCAUGUGCAAAUUACCGCCAUUGGAGCCCGACUAGUCACGUUCCCAUCAAGUUGGUCUCCAUUUCUCAACUACCCUUCUCAGUUUUGCAGGCUUUUCUCCCCCUUGCUCGCCAUUGAUUCCUUCCUUUCUCCUCUUCCGACUGCAUUGCAGUUAUUCCGUUGCUUUGCUCCCUUGUCACGCGAAGAAUCCGUGUAAAUCAUCAAAAGGGUUGUCAGCCAGCGAAGGGGUUUUGAUCUGCAGUCCGACCAGAUUUUCCCAUUGGGGUCUCUUCCUCCCCUGUUUUGCGAGAUAUAAAUUGAUUUAUAGAGAAAUUCAUUCGACUCAGUUUUGAACUCUUAGAGAAGCUUCCAUGGCUGAUAAGUUGGUGCGGAAACAGAGUAAAAUGUCCGUGUACCUUUACGUUCCCAAUAUUAUUGGUUAUAUAAGGGUUCUCAUGAACAUUGUUGCCUUUGCUCUAUGCUUCUCAAAUAAAAUAAUUUUCUCUGUCCUUUAUUUUGUCAGCUUUGUGUGCGAUGGUGUAGAUGGUUGGUGUGCUCGCAAAUUCAAUCAAGUUUCCACCUUCGGGGCCGUGCUGGACAUGUUAACAGACCGGAUUAGCACUGCUGGUCUACUAGUAAUUCUAUCCCAAGUAUACAGGCCUGGUUUGACUUUCUUAUCAUUGCUUGCUUUGGAUAUUGCUAGCCACUGGCUUCAGAUGUACAGUACCUUUUUGAUAGGCAAAACCAGUCAUAAAGAUGUCAAAGACAGCACCAAUUGGCUGUUUAAGGCAUAUUAUGGAAAUAGGACAUUUAUGGCUUACUGUUGUGUGUCAUGCGAGGUUCUUUACAUUAUUCUAUUUCUUCUGGCGGAGAAGCAAACUGAGCAUUUGAUGGAUAUUAUAUUACAUUCAAUACAACAAAAGACAUUCCUCUCACUUUUGGUCGUAAUUAGCUUGUUCGGAUGGGCAGUGAAGCAAGCUGUUAAUGUCAUACAGAUGAAGACGGCGGCAGAUGUCUGUGUGCUUCACGAUAUCAACAAAAAACAAAAGGCAGGAUGAGACAGAGCCCUUGUAAAAUUUGUUUCAGUAAAGCCCUCCUGUCUUCCUGUCUUGCUCUCAUGUCAAAUAUUUUGUAGUUUAAAAUCUUCAUAUUUACUCCUUAUAUGUGAUAUCUAUAAACAGUUACAUAUGCGUUUUGCUGUCUAGAAUUUGUGCCCGGUUGGUUGCUGAAAUUUUCUACUUUCUAUUACGAACAAUGAGUUGUCAAUAAUUCAUUCCAACAAUGAGUUGUUAAUUAAA
This is a messenger RNA of Cucurbita pepo subsp. pepo (vegetable marrow), 1363 nucleotides long. Its product is annotated as putative CDP-diacylglycerol--inositol 3-phosphatidyltransferase 2. Lineage: Eukaryota; Viridiplantae; Streptophyta; Magnoliopsida; Cucurbitales; Cucurbitaceae. Gene Ontology annotation, cellular component: membrane; Golgi apparatus. Gene Ontology annotation, molecular function: CDP-diacylglycerol-inositol 3-phosphatidyltransferase activity. The record is from RefSeq and is a predicted model, not a curated record. Gene Ontology annotation, biological process: phosphatidylinositol biosynthetic process.